Messenger RNA from Paraphaeosphaeria sporulosa, 3510 nucleotides. Its product is annotated as acetyl-CoA synthetase-like protein. The record is from RefSeq and is a predicted model, not a curated record. The coding region runs from base 1 to 3510 and encodes 1169 amino acids. The transcript is spliced from 7 exons. Gene Ontology annotation, molecular function: protein binding; CoA-ligase activity. NCBI's taxonomy places the organism in Eukaryota, Fungi, Ascomycota, Dothideomycetes, Pleosporales, Didymosphaeriaceae.
AUGUCCCUGAGUCGUUCAAGAGUCGCCGCGCUGGUGCUAGGCUCUUCUGAGCUGCAGCCUCGGCUAUUCCCCAACUGCCCCAGCUACUUGAAGGCCUGUCCCGUCUCCUUCUGCCUUUCAGUGUUCGUUGCAAACGCUGUAGUACCCAGUCCGACGCUUGACACCAUGCCUUUCUAUCCGCCUUCAUGGGUUCCGAAGCUGCCCUUCGAUCCGCCCGAUUCUAUCUCCAUCGCCGACUUCAUAUUCGACGAGAACUAUGGCCGCCAUCCGCUCGGCUACUCGCGGCCAAUGUUUACCUGUGGCAUCACCGGGAAGGAAUACUCGUCAUUGGAGGUCAAAGAGCGCGUUGAUUACCUUGCGCGAGGCCUUGCGAAGGAGUUCGGCUGGCGGCCGAACGAGGGCUCUGAAUGGGACAAGGUCAUUGGCGUCUUCAGCGUGAACACGCUCGACACGGCGCCGUUGGCCUGGGCCACCCAUCGCCUCGGUGGCAUCCAGACACCUGCGAAUGCUGCAUACAGUGCUGCUGAGCUUGAGUAUCAGUUGAAGAACUCGGGCGCCAAAUGCCUUUUCACUUGUGUACCCUUGCUCGAGACUGCUAAGAUAGCGGCGAAGAAGUGUGGCAUUCCGGACAACCGCAUUUACAUCUUGGAGGUACCCAAGGAGCUGACUGGAGGCAAGGGCACACCUGCUGGCAUGAAGACAGUGGAUGAUUUUAUCCGUGAAGGUGCAAAGUUGGAUCGCCUGGAGCCGUUGAAUCUGGCAUCGGGCGAGGGAGCGAAGAAGACGGCUUUCCUGUGCUAUUCUAGCGGCACAUCUGGGCUGGCAAAGGGAGUCAUGAUUUCACACCGCAACGUCAUUGCGAACACAAUGCAAAUCACAGCAUACGACGCGCCAGCCAGAAAAAAAUUGCAACAGCCAGGCACUCAGUCCGACUACACAGAGAACGGUUUGGGGCUGCUACCCAUGUCGCACAUCUACUCACUCAUUGUCAUCUGCCACGUCUCCGCGUACAGGGGCGAUGGAGUAAUAGUCCUUCCCAAGUUUGAUUUUGCGCAGAUGCUCGGGUCGAUACAAAAGUUCAAAAUCAACUCGCUGUACUUGGUACCCCCGAUCAUUAUCCUCAUGGCGAAGGAUAAAUCAACUCGCGAGAAGUUCGACCUGAGCAGCGUGUGGGCUAUAUUCACUGGAGCAGCACCGUUGGGCAAAGAAACUGCAGAUGAACUCCAAGCGAUUUAUCCAGACUGGAAGAUCCGACAGGGCUAUGGCUUGACUGAAACGUGCACUGUGGUCUGUUCGACUUCGCCGCAGGAUAUCUGGUUUGGUUCCAGCGGCUCUUUACUUCCUGGUAUCGAGUGUAAGAUUGUCACCACGGAAGGCAAUGAGGUCACCGGGCCAACGAGGAAACUUUUCAAGAUGGUAGGUUGUCGUGGUCCCGAGCAGAGUCGUCGCAGGCUGACUAGCGCAGGCUACAUGCGCACUGGAGAUGAGGCAGUCAUCCGCAAGGCACCAUCCGGCAACGAGCACGUCUUUAUUGUCGACCGCAUAAAGGAGCUCAUCAAGGUCAAGGGCCACCAAGUCGCUCCCGCAGAGCUCGAAGCGCACCUUCUCACCCAUCCCGCUGUCAACGACUGCGCCGUGAUCCAGGUCCCCGACGAGAAAUCUGGUGAGGUUCCAAAAGCCUUCGUCGUCAAGUCUGCUUCUAUAAGCGCGGAAGAGAGCGAUCGCAUUGUCGCGCGAUCCAUCCAGAAACACGUCGAGGAGCACAAGGCGCGGUACAAGUGGAUCACGGGCGGAAUCGAGUUUAUUGAUGUCAUCCCGAAGAGCCCUUCGGGCAAGAUUCUGCGACGGAUGUUAAGGGAUAAAGAGAAGGAGAAGAGGCGACAGACUGGUAGCAAGCUGUAUCACGUGAUCCAGUUCUUAUCGAUAAGGGUGACGUCGGCGGUUUACCCCACUAGUACCCGAUGGUGCACAGGCGCGGCCGAAGCAAAAACCUACGAUAUGGCGCACCCCGACCCGAACGCGCCCCACCAUGACGACGAGGAUGUCCACGAGGAGAACGAGAUGCUCGACGCCGAUGAGGCGGAUGAGGAGAUUGUGGACGACGGCGACGUGCCCAUGGAAUCAGACGAUGAGGGUGAAGGACAGGAAAUACAGAUGACAAUCAACCUCCAGAACGACUCGGCGGCACAUUUCGACAAGCAUACGGACAGCAUUUUCUGCAUAGCACAGCACCCUGUACACGCGAACAUAGUGGCUACCGGCGGAGGCGAUGAUGUGGGCUAUGUGUUCGACACUAGUUCGGCGCCGGCGGCACCACAGCCCAACGGGCAGCCGCAGGAGCGCGAGGGACUGAAGGAGCUGCUCAAGCUGGAGGGGCACAAGGAUUCGAUCAACGCGAUUACAUUCUCCGAGCCGAAGGGGCAGUUCGUCGCAACUGCAGGGUUGGACGGCAAGGUGCGAGUCUGGCAGGGCGUGCCUGACGGGACAAAGUGGAAGUUUCUGGCCGAGGCGCAGGAGGUCGAGGAGAUCAACUGGCUCAUCGCGAAUCCCUCGCCCAACCAUCCCAAUGUCGUUGCGUUGGGUGCGAACGACGGUAGCGUGUGGGUAUACCAGCUCGCCACCGACAAGGGCAGCGAACUGCAGGUGCUGCAGGCAUACUACCUGCACACCGAGACGUGCACAGCUGGCGCCUGGAGCCCUGAUGGCAACUUGCUGGCCACUGUCUCGGAAGACUCAAGUCUAUACGUCUGGGAUGUUUUCGGCGAGGCGGCUGCACAGGGGCUCACUUCUUCGACGAACUCGCAGGCUGUCGUAGGCUUGACGGGUGUAGACGAACGGUUCCGCGUCGAAGGCGGUCUCUACACCGUCGCUAUUGCGCCGUCCGGAACUUUCCUUACUGUCGGUGGACCUGAAGGCCACGUCCGUGUUAUCGGUCUCCCUCGCCUCUCCGCUACUUCAGAAGCAGGUACCUCAUCUGGCGGCCAGGGCGCAUCCGCUAAGGCUGGCGGAGGAAAGCAAGCUGCAGCAAAGGGUGGAGCCAGCUCAGCUGGUCAGACAGGACAGAUUCUUGCCAGCCUUCAGGCUGGAACUGACAACGUCGAAACCCUGUCAUACUCAUCACCGCCGCUUACGCUCAUGGCUGCGGGCAACGUCGACGGCAGUAUCACUUUGUUCGACACUGCACACCGUUUCGCCAUCCGCCGACGCAUCGAGGACGCGCAUGCCGAUGAGGACUUUCCUCACGCGGUAGUGAAGGUGGAAUUCUUGCGGAAAGAGGGCGCCGGUGCUUGGAUACUCACGUCUGCGGGUUAUGAUGGUACUCUUAAGCGGUGGGAUGCUCGAGGCGGAACUGCGGCUGCGGCCAAGGGUCUCAUCGGCGAGUGGAAGGGCCACCGAGGUGGCGGCGAGGGAGGUGGAAUCAUGGGCUUUGUCCAGGGCGGCGACGGUAGCAAGGUCGUCACAGCAGGUGACGAUGGCGUCGCACUGCUGUUCUCAACACCCCUGCCAUAA